AUGGACGACGACUUCAACUUCAACUUCGACUCCUUCAUCCUGGAAGAGGCCGCCCUCCUGGACUUCAACGUGGAGACCCCGCCGGCCGCCCCGGCCCCCUCCCACCACCACCACCACCACCACCACCACCAGCGCCAUCACAGCGCAGCCCUUCGCCAUCCUGGAGAAGGAGAGAGCGAAGAAGAAGAAGGGAGCAGCGCCCUGAAGAAGGCGGCUCCGGCGAGGCCGAGGACGAGCUCCAUCGCCUUCGAGGACGUCUCCAAGUUCUUCUACAUGCCCAUCACGGAGGCCGCCAAGGCGAUGAGAGUGGGGCUGACGGUCCUCAAGAAGCGCUGCAGAGAGCUCGGCAUAUCGAGGUGGCCCCAUCGGAAGAUGAAGAGCCUCAACUCCCUGAUUCACAAUGUCCAGGUUGGUCCCACCUAAAAACUCAUGAUGACCGGGCCGUCUCUCCAAGAUGAAAAAAGCCCGGAAAUUGGAACCCGGGCCCGGCCCGGAAAUCCAGUGCAGUGACCCUUUUGGCGGUGGGGCUUCUGUGGGUGUGUGUGCAGGAGCUGGGGAAGGGGGUGGCCAUGGAGGACAGCAUAAGGAGGGAGAUAGAGACUCUGGAAGAGCACAAGAGACUACUGGAGAUGAUGCCGGAGAUGCAGCUGACGGAGAGGACCAAGAAGCUGCGGCAGGCCUGCUUCAAGGCCAACUUCAAGAAGAGAAGGGCGAGCCAGAUCCCCUCCCCCCGCAGCCUUUCCGUCUAA
This is a messenger RNA of Spirodela intermedia, 749 nucleotides long. The record is from the annotation of a GenBank genome assembly. NCBI's taxonomy places the organism in Eukaryota, Viridiplantae, Streptophyta, Magnoliopsida, Alismatales, Araceae.